GCGUCCAAAUUACCAGCGAGUCUUUCCUCUUACCACUCAACCAUUGGCUCAGCUCAGCCGUCGAUGAACGAGUGGAAGCCCUUUGAGCGAACCAUUCUCGUCUUCGCUCGACAUACUCACGUGUGCUGCGAUAUGUCUCUUCAGUCACUAGAAUUGCCCAACUCUGGGCUCAGAUUUCGAUUCGAAGACCAAGAGACUUGAAGGGAGAUCUCAAUGAACUUGAAAAUGCGACGCUGGCCAAUCUGUCUGUCCUUCUCGUCCUCCUCCUCUUUCCCUUAUUCUCGCUCCGUUCCCUCGUUACCACCCCCAUAAGAGGAGAUGCCAUAGACAGUCAUAGUCGUGCUUGAUGCUUGAUCAGAGAGCAGCUGCUGGAAAAAGCGAUCGAUAUUCCGUGGCUGGUUGGUCCAUGGGACUCGAUGUCAAUAACAGAGUUCACAAAAUCGACCCACUUGAACAGGGACGAUCAUCUUGAGGUCUGAAGGAUGUUGAGUGUAAAACACCCAUGUCGGACCCCGAGUUCGUCGUCGGUGUGUAAAUGCGCCUUAGGGCAGAAUAGCGCCAUCGAGUGCGGUCCACCCUCUUCCAGCGAAAUCGCGCUUCAGACCCUAUCGGAAUUGGAGGCUGCCAAUAGCUUACCCGGGGCCAAUAAGACGGUCAGGAUCUCGUGGAUCAUUCUCAGUCGCUUGGGCGUCAACUAUUUGGUGAAUCCUUCCACAUAUUUGCAUCUGACGAUCUGUGCCAACCAUCGAAAAGAGUAUCUGGACUCCUGGCGUGUGGGUUGGUUUUGCCGAUAUCCUGCUCACCGUCAAUUGAGUAGACAAAGCGAUACCCACGGUUUGACAGCCGAGGACAGCGAACUGAUCACGUUUAUGAUGGCGGUGAAGAUCCUGCAAAAGACCCAAGAAGUGGUGCCCAUAAGUGGUCGGAUCUGUAAAGUGUGCAAGAGCCAUUAUGAGGAAGCCUAUCCUACCAAAGCUGGGCAAAAAAUGGUGAUUGUCCUUUCUUCUAACAACUACGGUCGACCGGCCAUAACGGCACCUUCCCCUUUUGGACCCCCAGAGGUGGACGAGCCACCCGUUCCGUCCGGAGAAGACCCGUUAGCGUUGUUCGUAGAGGAAGGCUUCCCCAUGAAAACGGAAGUUUUAGAUCCCGACGAUCCCGACGAUCCCGAUUGCCCAAUCAUGCAGAACGAGUUGAAUGACGAGGAAUUCGAAGAUUUGGUGGAAAUCAAGGACGAAGUUAUUGACCCCAAAGAUAUUGUCGAGCCACCCAUUGUUCCUUUAGAAAGGGCCGGAACCCCGCCAACCAUCGUAAGGGACGAUCAGACCUUGUUGGAGGAGGAUGGAGAAUCACUCUUUUCCGAGGAUAGCGACGACGAUCGCACUUGGAUGCCGGAAGUGACCAAAAGCCCGGUCACCAAGAAAGAUCGCCCCGUCCGAUCCAAGAAGCGGAAAGCAUCUCAACCAGCAGAAACUAGGCCUGAGGGCGGUGUUUCAAAGCCAGGCUCUAGUCCAGCCCAACCUGGGAAAAAGGGGGAACAACAUUAUUUUUGUAAAAUAUGCAAGAUUUCCUUCUUCAAACACACCUCAUACAAGCAGCAUAUGCAUUCCAGUCAAAAAGCCCACAAAGAAGCCCUGAACAAGGCUAAAGAGGACGAAGAAGAAGAGUUUGAAUGCAGCGAUUGCUGCAUUGCCUUUCAGAACCGAGAAGCUCGUGCCAAACACAUGAGUGUAGAACAUGCGGGUGGGAAAGAUCUGAACUAUUGUCUCAUUUGCGAAGUCCAACUUAAAAACGAAUCUGCUUUCAAAAGUCACAAUAGCAAAAUGCAUCUUGAAAGGUCUAAACGCAUGUAUUAUUGUCGUGAGUGCGAUGCCACCUUUCUCUGUAAGGUGCUUCAUCAAACGCAUAUCAAAACUCAUCGUUUGUGGUCGGGAGAAGCGCCUGGAUUGCAAUGUCAGGUUUGCGGUAAGGUGUUCAUGAGCAAACAACUCGUCCAAUUCCAACGCCAUCAAGAAACUCACGAUGCUGACACCGGUGAGGAUUGUCCUUGUUCGGAUUGUCGAGCGAAGAGUUCAAGUUCACCUCUCUCCAAGAAAAAGAAGGCCAAUGAGAAAGCCGGAUUAAAGGACAAUCUCCUAGUCAAGAUGCAAUCCAAGUUUAUCACUCAAGUUGAAGAGACUGACCCGGAUGAUGUGGAAAUAGUAGUUCCUCAGGAUAGCGAUUUGGAAGUUCUCAAGGGAAAACUGCCAUUCCAAUGCGGCUUAUGCCAUUCCAGAUACGAUUCUGUAAAGGAGCUCGAUAAACACGUUCAAAUUUCUCAUUCUAACAAAGCGAAAAGUUCGGAGAGCAAAGCGAUCAACAAAUCGGCGAAAGUAAUUAAAGUCAUUGGAUCCACGCAAGAAGAAAACGACGCCAAGAGUGUAGGGAAGAAGACCAAAGUAACGAAACCAUCGGAACGAAAUUGGCAAGAGUGUGCGGACAGAAAUUGGGCUGCCGAGUUUGGUUACGGCAAGUCCAGACUUUUAGCGCCCUCAGAUUCGGACGGACUCCUAUCAGCCAUGAAAACCAAGUUCAAGCACGAAAAUGGAGAAGAAGCGGAAGGAAAGGACGAGAUUCCCGAUGUGGGUGAUGGAUUCCAAAUCUAUCGGUCCAGGACCCUUAAUGGCCGAUCGAAAGCUUCGCCCCAAAAAACGCCGAGGACUCUCAGUGCUUCAAGUUUGUCUACGAGGAAACGAAUCGAAGUGUUGAUGAAAAAAGCACAGAGGAUGCACGAAGAAAGAGAGAAAAAGCGGCGCAAGAAGGUCGGAAACCAAAUUGAACCUGAAAAGAAUUCCCCUGGCAACACAGACAAGAAAUCCAAGGCGCCGGCUAGCCCCAAGAAGUCACCUAAAUCUAAGAAUACAAAGUCUAAAGCUAAUAAUGCAAAAACAAAGAAGCCCAGGCAUCAGAAACCAUCUGCCAAAGAGAAGCAAGUCAAGGAAUCUCGCCCAAAGAAAAGAAAAACCCUAGUCGUUAAUGAGUCAGACGCAAGUGCGAAGUCCUCUGAAGAAGGAGAAGCUUUGGAAGAAAAUCUAGAGGAAGACCUCCUAGAAGAGGAUGAUGACGAUUUCGUAGGGUUCGAGGACGAAGACGAAAGCCUUUUAAUUCCCAUGGUUAAUGGUUGGGUUUGUGAAAAACAACCCGGGGAUAAUGGAUACUUGACUAGCUUCUGGUCGCCUGAUGGCGGCCAUUUCACCUCGUUAGACUUGAUUGCGGAGCACUUGAAAAAAAUCAACUCGGAACUGAGCCUCACCGUUUUCGAAAAAGCUGUACAACGAGUACCCAAACACACCUCAAAUCAACUCACUGAUAUUAUGGACGAGAUUGUUGAUGAAUUUCAAGACGACAUUUCAGAUUCGGAGAUGGACGACGAAAUCACGCUCAAAGUUCCAGUACAAAAGCGUAGCUAGCUUACAAGCC
Molecule: messenger RNA, 3459 nt
Organism: Tigriopus californicus
Lineage: Eukaryota; Metazoa; Arthropoda; Copepoda; Harpacticoida; Harpacticidae
Exons: 3
Coding region: 483-3449 (988 amino acids)
Molecular function (GO): RNA polymerase II cis-regulatory region sequence-specific DNA binding; DNA-binding transcription factor activity, RNA polymerase II-specific
Source: RefSeq, a predicted model, not a curated record